Dipodomys ordii (Ord's kangaroo rat) is the source of this 432-nucleotide messenger RNA. RefSeq names its product CD24 molecule (gene Cd24). The record is from RefSeq and is a predicted model, not a curated record. Gene Ontology annotation, cellular component: external side of plasma membrane. Gene Ontology annotation, biological process: cell adhesion. NCBI's taxonomy places the organism in Eukaryota, Metazoa, Chordata, Mammalia, Rodentia, Heteromyidae. The transcript has 3 exons.
AUGUUGGGCCCGGCUAAGCAAGGCUCCGGAACUCGCUGCUUUCUCCUCCCUCUCCGCGAACGAGUGGCGCUCCCAGCUCCGCCGCCGAGCGGGACUAGCCAGGGGAGGAGGCGGGGCGUGGAGGGGCGGAGCCUCCUCGAGACGCUCCACGUCCCGCCUUCCAACGGCCACCUAAGCGCCCCGCCCUAUUCGAUUAGGCCUCCUGCUGGCCAGCGGAACACAGGGCUCACCAAAGGAACAGACUUGGGUAGAGAGAUGGUGGCCAGGCUGGGACUGGGACUGCUUCUUCUGUGACUGCUCCGACCCACGCAGAUUUAUUCAAACCACACAGUUGCACCAUUUUCAACGAACUCCUCCCACAAAGACAGUGCCCUGCAGUGGGCAGCUGGUCUUCUCAUGGUUUUGUUAUCUCUUCUACGUCUCUUCUGUUAG